AUGGCAUUCAUUAAAAGGAUAGUUUUGGGUGUUACUUCUAUAGGUGCAGUAGGUGUAUCUUAUGUGGUUUGGGACAUAAAAAGACAUCAAGUAUACCCGGACCAAAGUUUCAAAGAAGCAGCUCGACACUACACUGCUGUCCGAAGUUUAACUGUCAUUGGGACUGUCAUGAAAUACAGACUUGUCAGGGCUACCAAGAAUGUGGAGAAGGUUCAGACAGACUUUCUUCUUCAGCAGAUUAAAGACAACAUGGAUACACAGUACAGUAAAGACAUGGGGCUAGUGAAUGUCAAAACACGGGAUGACUUUCUGCGAAUUCACAGACUUACACGUUACCCAGACUACUCUCGGUACAUCCACCAGAUGAUCAGUGGGGAAAAGAAGGUGCUGACAUCUGUGGAUCCUGUGAUAUUUGCUGUCACAUCAGGAACUUCUGGCAGCAGUAGUAUCAUUCCUAUGGUGGGAAAACAAACCAGGAUGUUUUUCUUUGAGGGCAUCUCUGUGCUGUACAAGUGUAUGGUCGAGUCCUUCCCAGGAACAGCAUUUCUGUACAAAGUCUUCAAGAUAUUUUAUAAUCCAAACUGGCGUUAUUCUGUUGAUGGAAUACCCGUAGGACCAAACUCAGCAUCUCCAGACAGAUCUAAAGAAUUUCUUCAUGUUUACACGACACCUCCUGCAGCUUAUGAAGUCCGGACUGAACCAGAAGCACUCUAUAUUUAUUUACUGUUUGCUUUAUUGGAUCCUCAUGUUGGCAUGAUUGAAGCCAACUUUUCAUCCAUUGUAUUUAAUGCUCUCUGCACCUUGGAGCAAAAGCUGCCACAGCUAAUCAAGGACAUUGAGAAGGGUCACAUAGAUCCUGACUUAAACAUUGACCCAUCUGUUAGACAGGAGUUGAACAAGCUGCUGUUACCUAAUCCACAACGAGCCCAGGAAAUUAGAGAGGCUGCCAGGAUGGGCAAAGAAGGCCUAGCUCUCAGAAUCUGGCCACAGCUUCAUUUAGCUGUUGGGGCCGAUACUGGUACAUUUGAUUUAUACGCCCAGAAGCUGAGAAGUGGUUAUUUGAAAGGUGUCCCGUUGUACUCGCCAAUCUAUGCAGCAUCAGAAGGCUUGCUGGGGAUCAACAUUUGGCCUGACCAGCUCCCCACUCGCUACUUGCUUCAUCCACGAACACAGUUCUUCGAGUUUAUCCCUGAUGAUGUAAUGGACCAGGAACAGCCUGCAACUCUUUUAAUGCACCAGGUCCAGAAGGGAAGCAUCUACGAGCUGGUGAUCACAAAUCCCAGUUGUCUGUACAGGUACAGAUUUGGAGAUGUGGUCAAGGUGGUGGGACAUUACAAUCAGUGUCCAGUUGUGGAGUUCAUGUACAGGAAGGGUCAGAUUCUGAAUGUGCGGGGAGAGAAGAUAUCAGAAGCGGUCUUCUACAGUGCGCUCAGGGACACUGUGUCUGACAUAGAUCUCAAGUUUGUGGAUUACUGUUGUAUGGAAAGUGUACUUCUUGAUGGCAUGGAUGUAUCUAAAGAUCUGAAGUCACCUCAGCCAUGUUACCAUGUGUUUGUGGAGUUUGAGGAUGAGGACAGCAAGCUUGUUCAAUCCCUUGGCACUAAAUUGAAACAACAGCUUGAUUACCGUUUAAAGGAGAAAUCCUAUCCGUAUGCCACAUUCCGAGCCAAGGGAAGCAUUGACCCUAUUCAAGUCCACAUUGUAAGAAAAGGAUCGUUCGGCUUAUUACGACUCUUUAUGCUAGACCAGUCAAAGGUGGCUUCAAACCAGUAUAAAGUUCCCAGGGUGCUGAGAAAAGAAGAGGCUGUGAGAUUCCUGCUUGAUAAAGUGGUUGUGUGA
Candidula unifasciata is the source of this 1839-nucleotide messenger RNA. The record is from the annotation of a GenBank genome assembly. NCBI's taxonomy places the organism in Eukaryota, Metazoa, Mollusca, Gastropoda, Stylommatophora, Geomitridae.